UCCAAAACCCUAACAAUAAGCCCUGCCAAAUCCCUUCACCGAUCCUCCUCAUCAACAACUCCAGCUCGAAAUUUUCUUUUUCUUUUGAUUAUGGAAAGAUAGAGGAGAUGGAAAGCAGGAAUCUUGGUGCAUAUCAAUGGUGGUUUCAUAGAAAUCCAUAAAUCAGGUAAAAGAAAGGCGCACCCUUUGCUUGCUUGUUCUUUCUGAAAUUCAAGAUGACUUUGCUUCUGAGGAAGCUUUGUAGAUCAAAGAUCUUCCAUUCAUGUUCUCAAAAUCAAAUCAUCAGAUGUUCCUUCUGCUCCUCCACCACCAUAACUCAGAGCAAACUGCCUCUUAAACCUCACUCCUUUGUGGAGGAAUACCUAUUGAGCACACUUGGCUUCUCUCCUGAGAAAGCAACCUCUGCCUCUGAGCAACUAAACCAUCUCAAAUCCCUUGAAAAUCCUGAAUCAGUAUUGAGUUUCUUGAAAAGUUAUGGUUUUGAGGAUUCUGAGAUCAAAAAGCUUAUAUUUUGGUACCCAAAUUGGCUCUGCUUUGAUGUAGAAACAACCUUGAAGCCAAAGUUUGAAGGUUUGCAAAGUCUUGGAUUUUCAGGGCCUGAGCUCACUCAGCUGAUCUUUUCCAAUCCCGUGAUCCUUCGCUGCAGCUUUGAGGGCAAUGUGCGGCCGAAGAUCGAGUUCUGGCGAGGAAUUUUUGGUUCUUUUGAGCUAAUGAGCAAAUCCUUGAGGGCAAAGCAUUGUUUACUUAAUUUUAGUUUGGAGCAGAGGGUGCUACCAAACCUUGAGUUCCUGCGAGAAUUCGGCAUUUCAGAUGAAAGGAUCACUUUGAUUGUGCAAAGACACCCGAGAUUUCUUACUCAAAAGCUGGUAAAGUUGAAGGAAUUAGCUGAGAGGGUUGAGGGAAUGGGGAUACGUCGUGAUUCAAGACUGUUUGUUUGGGCUCUUAACACUCUUCUGAAAAUCUCCAAAGAAAAGUUUGAUGGUAAAUUGGAAGUUUUGAAGAGUUUGGGAUGGUCGGAGGCAGAUUUUCUGUCAGCGUUUCAGAAAAACCCGAUAUUUCUAACAGUUUCUGAGACAAUGUUGAAGAAAAAGAUUGAUUUUUUAGUGAAUGAAGCUGGUUUCAAGCCAUCUGAACUUGUUCAGAGUCCGAUACUUCUCAUGUUUAGUUUGGAGAAGAGGCUUAUUCCUCGCUAUCAUGUCAUGCAAGUCUUGAAAUCGAAAAGGCUGAAUAAGGGGAAGUAUAGCCUCUUGACGAUAAUGUCCUACUCGGAGAAGAUGUUUGUGAAGAACUUUCUUCUCUUCCAUAAAAAGGAUGCCCCGAAUUGUAUGGUUGGUACAUGUCCAUCCACAAGGGGCGCGGACAUUCUAAUUCUGAGUUGAAACCGGUCAAUGAAUGAGUUUUGAAGUGAGGUGCCAGU
Messenger RNA from Dioscorea cayenensis subsp. rotundata (Guinea yam), 1417 nucleotides. Its product is annotated as transcription termination factor MTERF15, mitochondrial-like. Gene Ontology annotation, molecular function: double-stranded DNA binding. Bases 216 to 1379 code for a protein of 387 amino acids. The record is from RefSeq and is a predicted model, not a curated record. Gene Ontology annotation, biological process: chloroplast organization; regulation of DNA-templated transcription. Gene Ontology annotation, cellular component: chloroplast. Lineage: Eukaryota; Viridiplantae; Streptophyta; Magnoliopsida; Dioscoreales; Dioscoreaceae. The transcript has a single exon.